This is a messenger RNA of Microthlaspi erraticum, 1377 nucleotides long. NCBI's taxonomy places the organism in Eukaryota, Viridiplantae, Streptophyta, Magnoliopsida, Brassicales, Brassicaceae. The record is from the annotation of a GenBank genome assembly.
AUGGUCAACGGAAAAUGCUCUAAAUUCUUUCCCAAGAGUUACGUCGAGAACACUACGGUUGACAAAGAUGGAUAUCCUGUAUAUAGGAGAAGAGAUACCGGAGCAUUUGUUGAGAAGAAUGGUUUCAAGUGUGACAACAGAUACGUGGUGCCAUAUAACAAGGAACUAUCUGUUCGUUAUAAAUCUCACAUAAAUUUGAACCUCCAGAAAAUAGUCAGCACAGAGCAAGAUACGAACAAAGACAACGAUGAUCCUGAGAAGCCGAAGAAUGAGAUCAAAGAUUUUUUCGAUUGCAGAUCGUUUGAAGAGAUCAGAACCUACCGAGGUGUCGUUUAUGAAAAGUUUAAGGAAGCAUGCUAUGCAAGAGGACUGCUAGAUGAUGAUGAGGUGUGGGUUGAUAGUAUCAAAAGUGCAAGCGAAUGGUGUUUCGGUGAUCAUCUUCGAAAUCUUUUUGCGGUUAUGCUUGCCAGUGAUUGCUUUACAACACCGGAGGAUGUUUGGGAAAGAACAUGGCACAUCCUAGCGGAAGACAUGGAGGAGAAGAAGAGGAUUGAAAAUGAAAAUCCAGCUCUUAUUCUGGACGAGAAACAGAAGAGGAAUUUCGUUCUUCAGGAGAUUCAAAUGGUGAUGUUAAGGAAUGGGACAUCGUUGUCUAAUUAUACAUCAAUGCCCCAACCACAGAAAGAUGACUUCGCCUAUUCAAAUCGAUUGUUAACUGACGAGCUAAGCUACGACAAAGACUUGCUGAAGGUUAAACAUGAUGAAUGGAUAAAGAUGAUGACUACCGAGCAGAAGGGUGUUUACGAUGAGAUCACUGGAGCGGUCUUGGAUAAAAAGGGAGGAAUAUUUUUCGUUUAUGGUUUCGGAGGGACGGGCAAAACAUUCAUGUGGAAAACACUAUCAGCUGCUAUACGAUCUAGAGGGGAGAUUGUUCUGAACGUUGCUUCUAGCGGGAUAGCUUCUUUGUUGUUAGAAGGUGGACGUACUGCUCAUUCAAGGUUUGCCAUUCCAAUAAAUCCUGAUGAUUUCACAAUGUGUAAAUUCGCACCAGGCUCCGAUCUUGGGAAUCUUGCUAAGCAAGCAUCGCUUAUUAUUUGGGAUGAAGCGCCUAUGAUGAGCAAGUAUUGUUUCGAGGCUCUGGAUAGACAAGUUCUUCCUGUGAUUGUAAAUGCCGGUCGUGCGGAGAUUGUACUUGCUUCAUUGAAUUCUUCUUAUCUAUGGGAACAUUGCAAAGUAUUGAAGUUAACGAAGAAUAUGAGGCUGUUUAAUAGCAGUUUGAAUGCUGAAGAGGCCAAAGAAAUAAGUGAUUUCUCAGAUUGGUUGCUUGAUGUUGGAGAUGGGAAGCUUUCUGAGCCUAACGAUGGUGAGGCGAAAUAG